Zootoca vivipara (common lizard) is the source of this 5608-nucleotide messenger RNA. RefSeq names its product tankyrase 2 (gene TNKS2). The record is from RefSeq and is a predicted model, not a curated record. Lineage: Eukaryota; Metazoa; Chordata; Lepidosauria; Squamata; Lacertidae. Gene Ontology annotation, cellular component: BRCA1-A complex; BRCA1-BARD1 complex. Gene Ontology annotation, molecular function: NAD+ poly-ADP-ribosyltransferase activity; protein binding; ubiquitin-protein transferase activity. Gene Ontology annotation, biological process: protein K6-linked ubiquitination.
GCCUUCCUUCCCCCUCAGUGGCUGCCUCGGCCGGAGGCGACGGUGGCGUCGAAUUGCUCCCCGCGGCGGCCACCGCCGCCUCCCCCCGCCGCUCUCCGCGGAGAGAGCUCGGGCCGCCUAUGGCGGGUGUUGGGCUCUGAGGGCGAACGCGGGAGGAAGUUCGCUCUUGCCCCCGGCAUGACGGGGCGGCGGGGCGGAGCGGCGGCUGGUCCCCUGGGGGAAGCGCUGCCGCCGCCGCCGCCGUUGCUGUUAUCCCCGUGCUGCGCCGGGGGGGCGUCUUCGUCGUCGUCGGAGCCGGCCCGGGAGCUCUUCGAAUCCUGCCGGAACGGCGACGUGGAGCGCGUGAAGCGGCUGGUGAGGCCCGAGAACGUGAACAGCAGGGACACGGCCGGCAGGAAGUCCAGCCCCCUCCAUUUCGCCGCAGGUUUUGGUCGAAGGGAUGUAGUGGAAUAUUUGCUUCAGAGUGGUGGUAACGUUCAUGCACGAGAUGAUGGGGGCCUCAUUCCACUUCAUAAUGCCUGUUCUUUUGGUCAUGCUGAAGUUGUCAAUCUUCUCUUGCGGCAUGGUGCAGAUCCUAACGCACGGGAUAAUUGGAACUACACCCCCCUUCAUGAAGCUGCCAUUAAGGGCAAAAUUGAUGUCUGCAUAGUACUGUUACAGCAUGGUGCUGAUCCAGCUAUCCGAAAUACAGAUGGAAGAACAGCAUUGGACUUGGCGGAUCCAUCAGCAAAAGCAGUGCUCUCAGGUGAAUACAAGAAAGAUGAACUCUUGGAAAGUGCCAGGAGUGGAAAUGAAGAAAAACUGAUGGCUCUUCUCACACCACUAAAUGUCAACUGUCAUGCAAGUGAUGGCCGAAAGUCAACUCCAUUACACUUGGCAGCUGGCUAUAACCGUGUUAAGAUUGUGCAGCUCCUGCUGCAGCAUGGAGCAGACGUACAUGCCAAGGAUAAAGGAGAUCUUGUUCCUCUUCACAAUGCUUGCUCCUAUGGACAUUACGAAGUAACAGAACUUCUAGUAAAGCAUGGAGCAAGUGUGAAUGCAAUGGAUCUGUGGCAGUUUACUCCUCUGCAUGAAGCAGCUUCUAAGAACAGAGUGGAAGUGUGUUCUCUCUUGCUGAGCUAUGGUGCUGACCCUACACUGUUAAAUUGCCAUAAUAAAAGUACAAUCGACUUGGCCCCAACACCUCAGUUAAAAGAACGAUUGGCAUAUGAAUUCAAAGGUCACUCACUGCUACAUGCUGCAAGGGAAUCUGAUGCAGCUCGUGUAAAAAAGCACCUUUCUCUUGAGACUGUAAAUUUCAAACAUCCCCAGACUCACGAAACUGCCUUGCACUGUGCUGCUGCAUCUCCAUAUCCUAAAAGAAAACAAAUCUGUGAACUGCUUUUAAGAAAAGGAGCCAACAUCAAUGAAAAGACAAAAGACUUCCUGACACCUCUCCAUGUGGCAGCAGAAAAAGGUCAUAAUGAUGUUGUUGAAAUAGCCCUGAAACAUGAAGCAAAGGUCAAUGCUUUGGAUAACCUUGGGCAGACAUCUCUGCAUAGAGCAGCACACUGUGGUCAUCUGCAGACCUGCCGCCUGUUGUUGAGCUCUGGGUGUGAUCCAUCAAUUGUGUCACUGCAGGGUUUCACAGCCUCUCAGAUGGGAAAUGAGAGUGUUCAGCAAUUAUUACAAGAUUCUUCUCCACCUGAGGAACAUGCUGAAGGAACUUCAAAACAGAAAAAAUGUCAUGGGCAAUUAAUGGUGGCCUGUUUUCUUAGAAUAGAAGGUGUCCCUUUAGGUAACUCAGAAGCAGAUCGGCAAUUGUUGGAAGCUGCAAAGGCAGGUGAUGUGGACACAGUAAAAAAGUUAUGUACGGUACAGAGCGUGAAUUGCCGGGAUAUUGAAGGCCGCCAGUCCACUCCACUUCACUUUGCAGCAGGAUACAACAGAGUAUCAGUGGUUGAGUAUCUUCUGCAGCAUGGUGCUGAUGUUCAUGCAAAAGACAAAGGAGGCCUUGUCCCUUUGCACAAUGCUUGUUCUUACGGACACUAUGAAGUGGCUGAACUGCUGGUUAAACAUGGUGCAGUUGUCAAUGUAGCUGAUUUGUGGAAGUUUACUCCUUUACAUGAAGCUGCUGCAAAAGGGAAAUAUGAGAUUUGUAAGCUUCUGCUACAGCAUGGGGCUGACCCCACAAAGAAAAACAGAGAUGGAAACACACCAUUAGACCUUGUUAAAGAUGGUGACACAGAUAUUCAGGAUCUCCUUAGAGGAGAUGCAGCUUUGCUAGAUGCUGCGAAAAAGGGCUGCUUGGCUCGGGUGAAGAAAUUGUGCUCCCCUGAUAAUGUAAAUUGCCGUGAUACACAAGGCCGACACUCCACUCCACUCCACUUGGCAGCUGGUUACAACAAUUUGGAGGUUGCAGAAUAUCUGUUACAGCAUGGAGCUGAUGUAAAUGCACAAGAUAAAGGGGGUCUAAUUCCUCUACACAAUGCAGCAUCCUAUGGGCAUGUAGAUGUAGCAGCUUUACUUAUAAAGUAUAAUGCGUGUGUAAAUGCUACGGACAAAUGGGCUUUCACACCUUUGCAUGAAGCAGCCCAGAAAGGAAGGACACAGCUUUGUGCCUUAUUGUUGGCACAUGGAGCUGAUCCUACUCUGAAAAACCAGGAAGGACAAACGCCUUUAGACCUAGUCACCGCAGAUGAUGUUAGUGCAUUAUUGGCAGCUGCCAUGCCACCUUCCGCCUUGCCAUCUUGUUACAAACCUCAGGUUAUAAAUGUAUCUCAAAACACGGCAUCUUCAGCAGAUUCACUUUCUUCUGUUCCAUCCAGCCCUUCUAAUCUGUCCGCUGCCAGUAGCCUUGACAACUUGUCUGGUAGCUUUUCUGAACUUUCAGUUGUUAGUACAAGUAGUGCUGAUGGGGCCACUGGUUUGGAGAAGAAGGAAGUUUCAGGUGUUGAUUUUAGCAUAAAUCAAUUUGUGAGAAAUCUUGGACUUGAACAUCUAAUUGACGUAUUUGAGAGAGAGCAGAUAACAUUAGAUGUACUGGUUGAAAUGGGGCACAAAGAAUUAAAGGAAAUUGGUAUUAACGCUUACGGGCACAGACACAAAAUAAUUAAGGGAGUUGAAAGACUAAUCUCGGGACAACAAGGUCUUAACCCCUACCUAGCUUUGAAUACUUCAGGUAGUGGAACAAUACUCAUAGACCUAUCCCCUGAUGAUAAAGAGUUUCAAUCAGUGGAAGAAGAGAUGCAGAGCACUGUUCGAGAGCACAGAGAUGGUGGACAUGCUGGCGGGGUUUUCAACAGAUACAACAUCCUAAAGAUACAAAAAGUAUGUAACAAAAAGCUCUGGGAAAGAUACACUCACAGGAGGAAAGAAGUUUCUGAAGAGAACCAUAAUCAUGCUAAUGAAAGGAUGUUGUUCCAUGGCUCCCCUUUUGUGAAUGCAAUUAUUCAUAAAGGUUUUGACGAGAGGCAUGCAUACAUAGGCGGAAUGUUUGGAGCAGGAAUUUAUUUUGCUGAAAAUUCCUCCAAAAGCAACCAGUAUGUGUAUGGUAUUGGUGGUGGCACGGGUUGCCCAAUUCACAAAGACAGAUCUUGUUAUGUCUGCCAUAGGCAGUUGCUGUUUUGUCGUGUUACAUUGGGCAAGUCUUUUCUACAGUUCAGUGCAAUGAAAAUGGCUCAUUCUCCUCCAGGACACCAUUCAGUUACUGGGCGGCCUAGUGUAAAUGGACUAGCUUUAGCAGAAUAUGUCAUUUACAGAGGAGAGCAGGCCUAUCCAGAAUAUUUGAUUACGUACCAGAUUAUGAAACCUGAAACUGCCACAGAAACUUGAAACCCCAGAUGUUUUGCAGAGAUCAAAAUGAAGAGUACACUGAAUUGCUGAAAAAAUGUAUCCUACCCCCACACCAUUCUGGUGGAAAAUGUGAAUAAAAUCUAACAUUUUGACUUAGUAAAGCUUUAAUAAAUAUAUAGUAAGUUUUCUAAAAUUUCAGAAACUUCCUUUUUUCAGCACUUUAACAGAUCUCAUUCCAGGUGAUACUGGGUUUGUCUGUACUAAAUUAUAAAACAUUAACUUGAACUUUGUUUUCUAUAUGCUGUUACAGUGAAAUAUUAACAAAUUGUAUUGCUAUAUAGGAACUCAUUUUACGAAUACUGUGUUCUUUAAAACACUACAUUUACACUGAGUAAAAUUGUAUUUGUAAAACCUGUAAAUAAGAGCUUUUCUACUAGCCUGGUAUUUAUUUACAUUGGUUUUGUAAUAUAAAGUGUUUCACAGCCACAACAUAUGCAAAUAUUUCUCUCUCCCCCACCCAAAUGUUACAUUACUCAUCUGCAUUUCACUAUCCAUGAGAUUUGGGAACCCCAUGUAAUUUGCCAAUCAAAUAGAAACAUACACAUGAUUUUAGCUAAGUAAGCAGAGUUUAGUAGAGGAAAUGCCCCAGCAGUCAAGUCAUAUAUGCAUUCCUGAGAAACAGAACAUUCCAAUUCCUCUAUAGAUUCUAUUGAAGGAGGUAAAUAAACUUUAUACACAUGGUGCAGUUAAACCUUUGGGCACCCAUUUCAUACAAAUACAAUAUAUUUUGUAAUGAGCCUAUCUUUAUCUCCCUAUACCUCUAGCAGUACAAAGCUAAGCCUAGAAAUGCGAUGAGAUCAAAUUUCCUUUUGCAUGCAGGACUCCGUGAGUGAAGUCUGCUGUCUAUAGUUUAGCUAACCAACUUCCUGUAAGACUUGUUCUGCUUAUUGUAGACGUUAGCUGGGUUUCCCCAUGAAAGUCACUGGAGGCAAAAGGCAGAAAAGGAAGUACUCACACCACCUCAAGGCACUGCCAACUUUUUCACACCCUCUCCUAACAUCUGUUUUCCUUAUUUCAGUUCCAUCUAGGAUUACCCAUUUGUUUCAAAAUCUCUUAGUAAAUGUAUAUAAUCCCACAUUUCAUUUGUCCACUUAUUUAAUUAAGCAUUUCAACGGGAGUUCUUCAACAUUAUGACCCAUAAUGUAAUUUAAUUGAGGAUCAUUAUCACAUUAGGGUUUAAGAGAGAUUGCCAAGACUGCUUGGACUGUCUGAUUCAUAUGGGGACUUGAGACUUGAGUCCGAAACAAUUGCAUUGCACAUGAAGUCAGUGCAUGGAUAAUUAUAAAAUCAUGUGGGAAAUAUAGUAAAUAUCACUUAUAUGUGAUUGCUCCUGCAAGCAAUACAAAGAAUAUAAAGGGGUCUUGAUUUGUAUGGUACUAUAUCACUGCAUGUUUUCCACUCGCUAGCUUAAUUAAAUGCUGGAUCGAGUGUUCAUGCAAAAUCUGCUAACUAUCAUUUAAGCACUGAGAUAAUUCAUUUCAUUGCUGAAAAUACUUCAUUCUUUGUGAAUGAUUAUUUAAUGUGAUGUAAAUUAUUGUGGUAUGGGUAGCAUUUUAAAUGGUACCAUAAGAUUGGUUAGAAUGGUUAUUGGGGUUUUUUGUUUUUAAUUUUGCAUGACAUACCUUGCUUUUUCUGAAGUAAUGGUUUUGCUUGUGUUGACUUGAGGUGAAAUUCCAGCCUCCUGUGCAAUUAAUGCUUUACUCAUCUUGAAGUGUCUUACCUGUAUUGUACGACAUUCCAUUCCAUUCAACCCCAAAUAAACUUCAUUCACAAA